Aspergillus fumigatus Af293 is the source of this 906-nucleotide messenger RNA. Its product is annotated as Zn(II)2Cys6 transcription factor domain-containing protein. Gene Ontology annotation, molecular function: DNA-binding transcription activator activity, RNA polymerase II-specific. The record is from RefSeq and is a predicted model, not a curated record. NCBI's taxonomy places the organism in Eukaryota, Fungi, Ascomycota, Eurotiomycetes, Eurotiales, Aspergillaceae. Gene Ontology annotation, biological process: regulation of transcription by RNA polymerase II.
AUGCUUCACAUGGAGCUUUUCCACCAUUUAUAUACAGAGACGUUUCCGGAGUUGGACCGCAGGAAAUAUGCCGACCAUUUCCACAGUAUUAUGCCGCACCUCUUAAAAGCACCCUAUGUGGUGAAUGAGCUGCUCGCCUUCAGCGCCUUACACCUCAGCACUAAGCAUCCGGAGCGACAGGGGUACUACCGGACCCAUGCCGCCCAGCUUCAGACGCAUGCUCUGGCAAUCUUCAAGGAAACAACCUUGGAAGUGAAUCAAGAAACAUGUGUGCCAUUGUUCUUCUUCUCGGCUAUUCUUGGGCUUCACACGCUCUGCGAUGUGCUCGUAUACAGGGACAACGAUUUUGACCAGUUUGUGGACAAGUUCGUGCACUGCUUUCGAAUCCAAAGGGGUGUCAGAGCAAUCUGUGGGAAAGCCUGGAGUUUGCUACACCAGUCAGUCGUGAAGCCGCUGCUAGCGGACGGACAGUCCCUUUAUCAUUUCGAUGGUCGGCUGGGGGCGGGAUGCGAGAAACUUCUUCGCCUUGUUCAAGCGGCAAAUCUCGGAGCUACCUUGACAGACAUCUACAAACAAGCCAUAGAGCACCUGCAAACCUCGACGAAUGCAUUGAUAGCUGCUGGAAUUCUCGCCGGAAGUAAUCAUGGCAACACUGCGUGGCCUGUACUUGUUCCCCCGGAAUACAUUGACCUACUGUUGCAGCGACGGCCAGAGGCGCUUGUGAUUCUGGCUCAUUAUGCUAUUCUACUCCAUUCGUGCCGGGACUCGUGGAUGUUUGGCGAUGGGGGCCGAUUCCUUAUCGAGUCUAUUCGUGAUUUCCUGGGUCCCGAUUGGACUGAAUGGUUGGAAUGGCCGAUCAAAGCUCUGGAUAGUCCUAUCGAGCCGUUGCUACAGGAAUUCAGGUGA